CUUCUUCUCCAUCUGCACUCUCUUUUUCUCUGGAUUUUAGAAAGAGAGAGAAACAGACAGAUUCUUCUUCUUCUUCAUCCCGCCGGCCGGAGAUAAUGGCGCUGAAUCCACCGGCCAGAUCGUGCACUCCUGGUUUGUUAAAAGCGAUUUUGUUCUUCUUAGCGCUAUGUUUAGGCGGCUAUAUACUAGGACCUCCUCUUUACUGGCACUUAAUGGAAGGUUUAGCCGCCCCUACUUCCUCUUCCUCUUCUUCUUCUUGUCCAUCCUGCAAUUGCGAUUGUUUUUCCGAACCAAUUAUGUCAAUUCCAUUAGGAUUGAUCAACACGUCUUUCACAGAUUGUGCUAAGCGUGAUCCAGAAGUAACAGAGGAUAGUGAGAAGAACUUUUCCGAACUUCUAUCGGAGGAAUUGAAGUUAAGAGAAGCUGAAGCUAUGGAGAGUCAAAAGCGAGCAGACAUGGCAUUACUUGAGGCGAAAAAGAUAACAUCUCAGUAUCUGAAAGAGGCGGAUAAAUGCAAUUCCGGAAUGGAAACUUGCGAAGAAGCCAGAGAGAGAUCUGUGGCGACUUUAUUAGCUCAGAAGAAGUUGACUGCAUUGUGGGAGCUUCGAGCUCGUCAAAAGGGAUGGAAAGAAGGAAUGAAUAAUCGUGUUAAAUCGACUUCAUCUUGAUUCAAUCUCAAUCAAAUCCUUGUUUGCAAGUACUCUUCUUUACUUUUCUUGAAGCAGAUUAACAAAAACCUGCAACCCUAGUAGUAUCUUCCCUUCACAAAUAUUUAUGUAUUAGAAGAUUUGUAUCAUAGAAGAAGAUAGGUAACACAUUAUUAUUAUUAAUAACAUUGGCCACAUUUCAACAUUCAAGUUUCAAUU
Messenger RNA from Impatiens glandulifera, 866 nucleotides. RefSeq lists its product as uncharacterized. The transcript has 3 exons. The coding region runs from base 96 to 668 and encodes 190 amino acids. Lineage: Eukaryota; Viridiplantae; Streptophyta; Magnoliopsida; Ericales; Balsaminaceae. The record is from RefSeq and is a predicted model, not a curated record.